Mycena indigotica is the source of this 1698-nucleotide messenger RNA. Its product is annotated as MYND-type domain-containing protein. The coding region runs from base 1 to 1698 and encodes 565 amino acids. The record is from RefSeq and is a predicted model, not a curated record. Lineage: Eukaryota; Fungi; Basidiomycota; Agaricomycetes; Agaricales; Mycenaceae. The transcript has 10 exons.
AUGCAUUUUCACUUCGUGCGGCCGAACGGCGAGCCCCUGCCACGGUUAACGUUGGCUGUAAACACAACGGUCUGUGGUAUCCAGUAUGGAACCGCAGGAGCGCUUGCCGGUGGCCUUGUCCUCGGAUCCGACGCAUUCUGGCAUGCGUCCACUGUCUUGCAGCUGGGCACGCGCGGAGGCUAUCUUGCACUCAGAGCCAGCUUUGGACCCGGCGCUCUGGCCUUCGGAAUCUGCGGAAGUAUCUUCGGUUUGACACUUCUCCCAAGCAUCGCCGCCGUCGACGCUGGCGCCGCGUACUACCGCCAACGCCUGCCUGUUUUCAGCGAGCAUUUUGACCGCAAAUUUCCAGAGGGCGUGGUCAGCGAGCUCCUACCGGCGCUGGUUCACCUCGGUGGGGUCAUGUACCUGUGCCGGCAUCGCAUUCCCUGGACAAAAGCACCAAUGACCAACGGGUUGGCGUUGUUGGGGUGUGGCCUGGCCGUUGCGGCGCAGGAUGCAUUGCUUGUAAGAUGUUCCGCAUGCAGGACAGUUUCUUAUUGUGGACCAGUUUGCCAGACGGCCGACUGGAAGGCGCACAAGACACAUUGCAAGGCGUUUCAGAAACUCGGGCAAGUGCCGCCAGUUCCGGAAACUCUCCUGAGGCGCCUUGAAGAGAUGCUUCGUGUUGGCCGGCAGCACACGAUCUACGAGCAGAGCUCCGCGCUGGGGCUCGAUCCCAGCCUGAUAUCCGGCACGAUCGGUGCGGAUGUCUUCAAAGAAAGCGGUGAGAAAGGCCAUUUUUGGCGCCUUGGAGAGGACGAGCGAAAGAAAUGGGACGACAAGGCGGCGGCUAUUACUCGCAAGGCGCAACAAUUUUGGAUAUCAUACCUUUCUCCGUUAACUGUCAAAUAUGAGUGGGUUGAUAUUGUGUUGGACGCGGUCCUCAAUGUGAGGCUUCCAGGGUAUAACAAUGUUAUGUGGCAAAACCAGGUCAACGCAAACAUCCUUGCCGGCCUCUUUCCACACCUUCAUCGAUUUACCCCCACACAAAACACAACUCUCCUCGACAUAUUUGCCUCCCCUGCAUGGCAUGACGACGGCACUUUCCGUCUGGAGACUGGAACCACUGUCCUCUUCGCCCAUGGCCGACCCACAGCUAAUUUGAUUGACCAACUCAUUGGCCGUUGCUUGAGCUGGACACGACCGUACUCUGAAAUCGACAAGCUUUUGUGUUGCGUCGCGCUUCCAAUUCAGAAGUGUUGGCCGGACAUAGCGGGUACACGAAUACUUGACCUCGCAUUUGCGAUGCUCAGUCCGGGGAGGCCCGGUCCUGCCAAGGGAAGAACGGUACCCGGCGACAAAAUAUUGGAGAUCGCCGAGACAUCUCCCACCGCCUGCAAGCACUUGCUGCCGGUAAUUCAUAUCAUGUGUCGUGCGCGGUCACCACCCAUGAUCAGCCAUCCCGACAAUCGAAUUCUUGAGCUGUGCGAAUCGUUCGGCAUUUCUUUACGCGACGACGAGUCUGGUCUAACCGCCCAACUCGCGAGGGACUUCCGGUUUUGUGCCGCCAGUACGAGUAGAAUGGAGCGGUUGGUUCUGGAGGGACGGGCGGGCGAGUUAGACAAGUAUGGGAUCUCGAUCAAGGACCACUCGCUAGCGGAGCUCAGGCAGAUGAACAAGGAGGCCAUGGAUCGGCUGGGAAACCCUCAAAUUCUUUGA